CCGCCCCCUCCCGGGCGCCUUGGCGACAGCGGUUCCGCUCCUCCCCUGACGGUGCACUCCGGGGGGAACUUGGAAAGAUGCCGGCUCCCUCCCCUAAAUCCCGGAACCGAGAGCGGGAGCCGAAAGGCGGCGGCAGGCCUCUGGGCCUCCUGCAGAGAGCGGCUACCCCCGAACCUCCGUCGCCUCGGCACCGGGCAGUGCAGCAGCUGGAGGCGGCGGGCCUCCGCCGGGACUCGGCCUCCGGCACCAACCCCUGCCCGCAGCCCGACGAGGACUGCAUGAAGCUGAACCCAUCCCUGCUCGGCAUCGCCCUGCGCUCGCUGCUGGCCGUCGACCUAUGGCUCUCCAAGCGCCUGGGGGUGUGCGCCACCGAGGACUCGGCCUGGGGCAGCGCCCGGCCUAUCAUGAAGCUGAUCGAGGUGACGGGCCACGGCAUCCCCUGGAUAGGAGGCACCUUGUACUGUCUGUGCAAGAGCGACAGCGCUGCUGGACACGAAGUGCUGCUCAACCUGCUGCUGGCUUUGAUCCUGGAUCUGGUCCUGGUAGGUAUUGUCAAGUCACUGGUCCGCAGGCGUCGGCCUUCACAUAACAAGAUGGACAUGUUUGCUACUUUCUCUGUGGACAGAUACUCAUUCCCAUCGGGCCAUGCAACCAGAGCAGCACUGGGAGGUCGAUUCUUCCUCAAUCACUUGGUUUUAGCCAUUCCGCUGCGCAUUCUGGUUGUGCUGUGGGUUUGUGUUGUAGGACUGUCACGAGUGAUGCUGGGAAGACACAAUGUGACUGAUGUUGUUUGUGGAUUUAUGAUGGGGUAUCUGCAGUAUAGCCUGGUGGAGUAUAUGUGGUUGUCAUCCAGUAACCUGCAGACAUUUCUGAGAUUAUGCGGACUUAAAUAAUUAAGUGUAGAAUUUUUUUGUGUAAUCUAUAUCAGUUCCAACUUAUGUACUGUGUACCCAACACACUAUGUAAAUUGAUAGGUUUGAAGUGUUUUUACUUGACAAUUACUUGAUUUUAUUUGCUAUGACCUUUCAAUUUGACACUGUAACUUGUUUUAGCUAAUGUUCAAAACCACCAAAACAUCGUCUAAGACACUAAAAUUGUAAUAAGUCAAAUCGCAGUGGGAUUCACCCACAAUUUCCCAUUAAGCAGAGCUUCAUGUUAGUUAAGACUAAGCACGUAUGUAACAUGAUUUGUUGACAGACACACACUGUCAAAAACAAAACCAAACGAAAACACUUAAUGCAGAAAAUAUGUGACAGAUGUCUUUAUUUUUCAAUUUGUUCCCACCUUACAAUGGCCUGCCCCUGUACAGUAAAUUGUCGAAUGUUAGCUCUGGAAAAACUAAUUUUUUUUUUUGCUUAGCAUGCUGCCUUCAGAAGACCCUGCCAUGUUUGCAGUGCAGUCAAAUAUGUGUUCUGUAUUUGAAUGAUGUCGUGUAAAAUCCUGGAGCAUCUCUAUAGUCUCUGUGGUUUUAUCCACGUUUAAAAAUGUCUCCGUUCAUGUUCGUUCACUUAGAUGGGUGAGACCAUUUUGCAGCCAUUGCUGCAGACUUUCUAAUGGUUUUGUACUGUAGUGUGGCAUAAUUCUGCCCCAAACAGUUGACAUAGUUAUACGAGAAUUAUGAACAAAUUCAGUUAAUCUGGAGUUACCAGUCCAGAACUUUAGCAUAUCACGGGUAUCCAUCCAUUGGAUUUUCUAUUUUGCACUGGAAACAGCUGAUAACUGCACCACAGAGUUUUGUGUUAUCAGAAUGUGACUCAUCGUGAUUUCACUGGAUGUUUUUUUUCCGCUUACUUCUCAAUUCUUGCUUAUUUGUUUUCUUAGCUAGAAAGAGACUGGUUGAGAAGAGUAUUUCCAUUCCUUGUCAAGUGUUAAGGUACCGCCAAAGUAUAAGACAAAUGCUUCUUCCAGGCUUCUGUUUUGGGAUCUUUACUACUAGUCCACAUGUGCAGAUGCUGGUGUUGGACUGGACUGGGGUGGACAAAGUCAAAAGUGACAUAACACCAGUUUUUAGUCCAACAGAUUUAUUUAAAAUCAUAAGCUUUGAAAGCACUGCUCCUUCAGCAGGUGAAGUGGAGGGAGCUGCACAGGCACAGAACAUGUAGGGGGAGAGAUAAUGGCAAGAUAAUUCCAGGCCACUAAGAAUAUCAACAGCUAAGUAUGAAUAGUGUUGAAUAAAGUGUCAACAGCCUGAAUAGCAAGUCUUUGCAGGUAAUCAAGAGUGUCAACAGAUGAAUACAAACAGUGUAAAUCAAAUGUCAGAGAAUAGAAUAGAAUCCCUACAGUGUGGAAACAGGCCCUUGGGCCCAACAAAUCCACACCGAUCCUCAGAGCACCUACCCAAACCCAUCCCCCUAUAACCCACCUAAUCUACACAUCCCUGAACACUACAGGCAAUUUAGCAUGGCCAAUCUGCCUAGCCUGCACAUCUUUGGACUGUGGGAGGAAACCGGAGCACCCGGAGGAAACCCACACAGACCCAGGGAGAAAGUGCAAACUCCACACAGACGGUUGUCCGAGGGUGGAAUCGAACCCAGGUCCCUGGCACUGUGAGGCAGCAGUGCUAACCACUGUGCCAUCGUGCCGCCCCCGUCGACAGCUGAAUAACAAGAGAAGGGAUGAUCUAUGAACUGAUUAAUAAAGACAGAGAAAUAAUUACAAAUAAUCGAAAAUAAGAUGAUGCUAGAGACAAACCAAGUGGCUGGAAUAAUAUCAGUAGGUAUCAGUCACAUAACGAGGAUCUAACAAAAAUAAAAGUUCUGUGGUACUAGCCCAGAUGACAUUGAAAUUGUGGUCUCCCAGGAUAUAGAUGGGAAAUCAGCCACAUAUUUCAAAACAGUUUUCCUAAUGUGUAUUCUUCUCCAUGGGCAAUUGGUCCUAAGUUAAUUUGAGAUCAUAUAGAAAGAAACCUCUCGCCAGUUUCAAAUUAUCACCAAAUUUGAACCAGGUCUCGGAGGCAAAACCGGUCUUGGCAUACUGUUCUGUCUCAUUUCUGCCAGGUGGAUUGUAUGCUAAUUGGGAACUUGAUUAAAAUGCAGGCCGAGUGUUUUUUUGUAACUCAUAAAUAGUAAAUAAGAAAUAUUCAA
Molecule: messenger RNA, 3083 nt
Organism: Rhincodon typus (whale shark)
Lineage: Eukaryota; Metazoa; Chordata; Chondrichthyes; Orectolobiformes; Rhincodontidae
Gene: plpp6
Product: phospholipid phosphatase 6
Exons: 2
Coding region: 78-893 (271 amino acids)
Molecular function (GO): sphingosine-1-phosphate phosphatase activity
Source: RefSeq, a predicted model, not a curated record